AUGAGCGAAAUGUUGAUGACGCGUUCCUCAGAUAUGGGUGAUGAAAAUGUUAAUCCGAUCACUUCUGUGAUUAUCGUUGCUGAUAAAAAUCGAUGUCCACGUGGAUUCACUCCGAUUACAAAAACAUUCGACGAACAGAAUGAUGCCGAUUUAUGGAGGGAAAGUUCAUUUACUUUUUUUAGUCGACCUGUACGAUAUUUGGCAAUCAGUAGAGACACUCCUCAAAAUACGGUUGGUAUGCAUGUUGUGACUGAUUUAUGUGUCGUAAAAGACUCCGAUCCAAUUCCCAUGGGUUUUAUCGCCAUAGAUUAUACAGCGGACUCAAAGGAAAAAACCUUACGUAAGAAAUAUCUUUGUGUGCGUACGAUGGCUCGAGAUGUUGUUGUUGAUGCCGUUGGAGAAAUUGUUUUAUUAAGCAGGAUGAGGAAACCACCCAAGAAUUAUUCAUCUGCUGGUGAAGUAGAUGGUAUUUUGAUAUGCUUCAAACAUAUUAUAAUUCCAUCAUCAUUUGGUGUUACAAUACCUCGCAGUAAAUCCACAACUUCUGUAUUAUAUCCAUCCAUUGCGACAAAUGAGUUUCGACAUUCCAAUUCUACGUUGGAUAAAACGACGCCUAGCAUUACAGCAAAUGCUUUGACUAUAAAAGCGGGUGCGAAACGGGGCGUGGAGGAUGUUCCCUUCAAGUUGAAUCCUAAAGUGGAAAGCAGCUUAGUUAAAAAUAAAUUGGAGAUGUUACCGGAAUUAAAGAAAUGCGAUUCUGAACAACUGGAUCGUGAUUACUGUUAUUACUUUACACUAGAACGGGCAAUGCUUUCUAAUUCUUGA
Messenger RNA from Acanthocheilonema viteae, 825 nucleotides. Lineage: Eukaryota; Metazoa; Nematoda; Chromadorea; Rhabditida; Onchocercidae. The record is from the annotation of a GenBank genome assembly.